CGCCUUGACGGCAGACGCCUGGCCGGGUGGCUGAGAGGAGCCCCGCCGCCGCCGCCUCUGCCUCUCGCGCCGGGGUCCGUCCCGCCCGCUCGCCUCAGCCUGGCCAUGGCCGGCCGCUCGCUGCCGCUGCUGCUGCUGGCCGCCGCCCUGCUCGGGAGAGGAUAUGGUGAUGAUUUUGACGACUUCAGUUUAGCGGAUGCAUUUGAUGACCAUCCAACCAAGCGACCUACUCCCAAGUUGCCCAAAAAGCCAGCGGGUGGAACAGGAUAUGGGGAUGGUUUGGACGAUUUCAGUUUGUCAGAUGCACUGGAUGACCAUCCCACCAAGCGACCUACUCCCAAGUUGCCCAAAAAACCAGUGGGUGGAACAGGGGACUUCGAUUUAUCUGACUACUUUGACACCCCACCAGAGACUACAACAAAACCAGGAAAGGCAACCACUAAACCCUAUCCAAAGAAGCCAGAUGAUUUUAGUUUAUGGGAUGUGAUCCACACCACCACAACCAAGAAGCCAAAAACCACCAAAGCCCCACCCAAAAAGAAUCCAGCAAAGGAUCCUGCGGACUUUGACUUAUCGGAUGCGCUAGAUGAUCAGAAUGAUGGGAAAGGUGGUGGGAAACCAAACGUAAAACCUGGUGGAGGCUCGAAAGGUAAAGAUAACCCUUCAAGAGGUGGAAAACAGGCAUUUUCAGAUGACGAUCUGGCCAGUGUUCUGGACGAUGGGGAGUACCAUCCUGAUAAGAAGAAAGGUGGCAGCGACUACGAUGCAGGCACCACUGCCGAGACUGGGACAAUAGCAGGAAUAGCCAGUGCUCUUGUCGUGGCAUUGGUCGGCGCCGUCUCCAGUUACAUUUCCUAUCAGCAAAAGAAGUUUUGCUUCAGCAUACAACAGGGUCUUAAUGCAGAGUAUGUGAAAGGAGAAAACACGGAAGUUGUUGUAACUGAAGAACCUCAAGUUAAAUAUUCAGUCCUAGAAACACAGUCAGCAGAGCCGCCACCACCACAAGACAAUGCGAAGGUCUAAAGCAUGGCCUUGGGCUGGAAGAGAAUCAGUCAGCGGCAAACACACACACAAAACCAUCUCACAUGCUUGUAAUUCAGCUUUUUAUUUAAUUUGGAUCCAAGCUAGUCAAUGUGUAUUUAGACUAGAAGUGGCUUCAUGUUGAUAUAGGCGGUAGGGCUAGAAUGUCAGUGUCUUUUUAUUUUUUUUGUAAAGAGUUGUAUGUUUACACGGAAUUUAAUAAUGUAGGAUUGAUGUCAUGUUGUGUACAAAACAACAAAAGGUGCUUCAGUAGCCUUCCAAGCAACGUUUAGGAUUUUCACGUUCGGGACAAGCAGCUGGGAUAAUGUCUUUUUCAAAGAGUGCCAGAGCGUACAGGUGUGAGGACGAUAAAGUGCCUGUAAAAUAACAAUCCAAAGCAAACCAUGCAAGAACCUUUGUAAAUCACUUCCAGCCAAUUUCUGCCAUCAGCUAUGCGCAUGCAGUGUCCAGUGUCAGCAGUGAAAAUUGUGUGUGCAGCUGAGGGUAGAUUUUGCUCCUUAGAGUAGCUACACCUAAAAAUAAAGUGCCUAUGGGUAGAUCCUCAUUUGGGGCCCAGUCUGGGGGGGGUAACAAAGGCCUCUACUCAUUGGAGUCACAGAGUUGAGGGUGCACAUCAUCUCACACUACUAGACUUCUACCCACCUUUAAGGACCUGAUUUUGAUACCAGAUAAUGAUACAGAUCAUUGCGGUAUAGGAUUUUGGCAGGUAACACUGCCAUACAUGGUUGCGUCUGAGAUUGGCAUUGAGCCUCGAGUGCCAAGGUUUGGCUAUGACAACAUUGACACUUCUGCAUUGUCAUUGAGAUUAACUGAAAACUGUGUAUGGAUUUAGGGACAGGGUCAGAUCUCAUUUACGCCAGUCACUUGAAUUCAGAGAGAGCUGAGUUAAAACUAAUCAAGUGUUUUAAAAAAGAUCAGGGCAUAAGGUAACCUCUGAGAAUGGUUAGGAAACUGCCACUGAUGGGGUAAUUAUGUAGCAUUAUCCUCUCUGGGGUUUCUUACACCUUCCUCUGAAGCAUUUGAUGCUGGCCACUGACAGGAUACUGUGCUCAAGCUGAAGCAGCGCUCUGAUCUGUGUUCCUGUUUAAGUGAAGUGUAACAGAUUGAGUCUGGCCUCUGGUAGCUUGACUAUCACUUGUUACAAUUUUUUUUUCUUUAUGCCCCUUUUACUGCUGCUACAAUGUGGACACUGCCACAUGCCAAUACAUUUUUCAAAAUUAGCCAAAUUGGGAAAAGGAGGCUUUGAAAUAAAGGAAAAGUCUUCACUUUCUCACGUGGAAAAGGUACAAAGUGUUUAUAGAAUCAGGAUGUGCGUACAUUUUGUAAUGUUUUGCAAAAAUCCCCAUUAUGUGAAUGGGAAGCAGCGGCUGAGUAAGAGUGUGCCUAGUUUUCAGUUUGAUGUACACGCUCAGUUUUCAUGAAGGGACUUACGUGGGGCCUUGCCUGUAGGUAUUUGUAUAAGCCUAGGGACAUUUUUGUGUAACAAUCUAAUUUAAGUAUCAGAGGGGGAGCCGUGUUAGUCUGGAUCUGUAAAAGCAGCAAAGAAUCCUGUGGCACCUUAUAGACUAAUAGACAUUUAGCAGCAUGAGCUUUCG
This is a messenger RNA of Mauremys mutica (yellowpond turtle), 2636 nucleotides long. It is a transcript of the gene CD99L2, whose product is annotated as CD99 molecule like 2. The coding region runs from base 106 to 1023 and encodes 305 amino acids. The record is from RefSeq and is a predicted model, not a curated record. NCBI's taxonomy places the organism in Eukaryota, Metazoa, Chordata, Testudines, Geoemydidae. The transcript is spliced from 14 exons.